Schistosoma margrebowiei is the source of this 5167-nucleotide messenger RNA. The record is from the annotation of a GenBank genome assembly. NCBI's taxonomy places the organism in Eukaryota, Metazoa, Platyhelminthes, Trematoda, Strigeidida, Schistosomatidae.
AACCAACUAGGCGGGUUCUGUGCGUUUUUGAGGUGUACGCACGUUUGAAUUUGCGCCAGUCUUAUGUGUUCGAGAUGAUGAAUGCUCCAAAAAUCAUGUAUCAUUGGCAGGUUUCGAUGCAGAUUGUUAUUUAAUAUAUCAAGUUUACAUUUAAAUAUUCAUUGUUCGUCACCGUCAAGCUUAUAACUUUUACAAUCAAUUGAAUAAUUUGCCGUUUAAUAUUAUGGUUUUUUGGCUGACCACACCAUGAAAUCUUGUUAAGGAAACAAUUCCUGUUGAAGUUCGUCCUUGGAAGGCAAAUAUCACUGAUCCCGAGACGGUCAUGGUGAUUGAGCGGCUAAUGAAGAAAAUGGUCGUUAAUCCUGUACCUAAAAAAGCUUUUAAACCUACCACAGCAUUAUCUAUACCCAGACAUCCUAUGCUCACAUUUGGUGUAUCACUUGAAGAUGUUAUAGAACGUGACAAGACUGAAAUUCCGAUCGUUAUUUCUGAUAUAUUUAACUUCUUAUUAAAUAAAGGUGGUUUACAAUCUGAAGGCAUCUUUCGUGUAAAUGGCAAUUCACGAACAGUUGAGAUGUUGCGUGCCAUUGUUGAUGAAAACGGAAGUUAUUGGCAUUUAGGGGAAUUUUCAAGUAUAGCUGGAGAUUUGGAUCGUUCAGUUGACGUUUUCUCAGUUGCUAGUCUUCUUAAGUUGUAUUUAAGGGAAUUGCCAGAAGGAUUAAUUCCAGAAAAUACCACUGCAUUAUUUUUGAAAAUUCAUUCAGAAUAUCGUUCAAAUCAAGAUGCUUAUCUAAUUCAGUUGGAAAAUUUAGUUGCUCAAUUGCCAGUGGUCAAUUAUACUCUACUCAAGCAUUUAUGCCAAUUUUUACACCGUGUUUCUGUUUACCAAUCUGAUAAUAAAAUGUCGAUUGAAUCAUUAGGUAUUGUAUUCGGACCUAAUGUUUUUCGAUUUACACCUGAAAACUUGGGUUAUCGAGAACAGAAUUCAAUCAAUCACAUCAUGGGGAUUUUAAUUGAACAUUCGGACAGUUUAUUUCGUAUGAUUGCACCAAGCUGUGAAAAUGUAACAACUUUAAAGGACAAUUUAUCAGACAAAAAUUGUAUACAAAUUCAAGCUGUUAGAAAUAAAAAGUACGAAGAUAAAUUUGGAUAUAACACUUCUGACAACUUAUCCAGUGUGAAGUCUCGCAAUAAUGAAGAUGAUGUUGAUACUGAUUAUCUUACUCAGUCGACAACAAAAGUUGAGACAAAUCACAUGCUAACACAUGUUACAAAUACAUAUUGUGAUGUCCCACAGAUUGGUACUAAAGCUUCAACAACCCCAGCUGCAACAACUACAACUAAAGCAAAGAAGACUGUGCCAGAACUGGCGAAGACCAAUAAUAUUGUCGAUACUAAUGAUAAUAACUUUAAGCGUAAAUCAUCUACAUGUGAUAUUAUUUCAACAUACUUAGAAAUAGCUAUUCGAUCAUGCAUACAAGAGCAUUUAUUUCAGGAACGUUUAUCAGAUUUUAAAGUGUAUGAUACUGCAGAUACAGUGAAUAAUUUUAAUCAUAGUUCAAUGGGUAUGAAUCAGAUUUCCAAAUCAGAUUAUUCAGACGUCAGUGUACCUAAAGCAAAUUCUAUCACUCAAGCAAAUUUAAAAAAUCCUGAAACUAAUUAUUCGAAAUUACCGUCAACUACAGAUCGGACUAAUGAAUCGAACGAUCAAAUUCUCAAUAGAUUAACUUAUUACUUACAUAAUUUUAAAUCUCGUUUACGAGAAUAUGAAAAACUGUUUGAACAGGAUUAUGGACGUAAGCCAACUAAUUCAGAUAAAUAUUCUAAUCCAAAGAUUGCUGAAUUAUUACGUCAAUUGUCUGAAGUACAAGAAACGAUUAGACAAAUCAAAUUAUCAGGUAAAAGUUCUGAUGGUAUCAUUUCUCCAAUCAAUAAUCAGAACGGAUAUUCUUCAGCAUACAAUACAUAUGAAGAUUAUUCAAAUAAAAUUCAAAAAAACAUAACUAACUCUAUAAAUAAUAAUAUUCACAAUGGAAAUAUAAAUGAGAAAAUAAUAUCAUCUGCUUAUUUAAUAAAUCAAUCCUCAGGGAAACAGUCUUUACCUAAGAUGGAUAACGAAGGGAAUGAUUGUACAAGAGAACUUCGAUCAUCAAACAAUUCAUUUCCUUCUAAACCAUCGGUCGUACCCAAUAAUAAAGUUGAAAAUGAAAAUGUAUCUAGACAGUCGGAUCUUAACAGACCAACUAUAGAAAGUACAUUUUUACUGCUUUCAAAACGAUUAACUGAAAAGCGUAUGAUUGCAAAUCGUCCCGAAGAUCUUCAUUUAAUGACUCCAAAACAGAUUGCAGCAGAAAAGCUCGCCUUACAAAAAGCCUUAUUAUAUUUUGAAAAUCUGCAUGGACGACCAAAAGAACAUCAAGAUCGUAUAACAAUGAGACCAUUAUAUGAUAGAUAUCGUUGUGUCAAACGUUUAUUAAAUUGUUUACAAUCUGAUAAUAAUUUAAAUAUUGUUGAACACAUAGAAGAAACUAGUGAUACAGAACUUCAGUCAUCUGUUCCAUCGAUUGAUGAUCAAAUGAAACGGCGAUCAAUACUAUCACCAAAUUUAGUGCCGCUAAUCAAUGAUAAUAAUAUACAAACAAAAUCUAUUCAUUCUACUGGUACAACUAGCAAUAGUAUCGCUUCAUUUAAGUCAGUUAAUCCUGUUUCUUAUUCCAGUUUGCGAUCUAUCAACAGAUUAUAUAAUCCAGCCUCAUCUAUACCUAAUAACAAUCUACCUGUUUCAUCUAUGAUGUCGUUGUCCACUUCCGCAUCAUUCAACCUGCCUAUAUAUUCUUCGACUACUUCAGCCCAAUCUACUCUUGGUAAUAAUAGUGAUCAUGUUAAUGAUAGAUUGGAUUUGGCUGGAAAACAACCUACUGUUGUUACAUCAAUUCCAUCAACACUAAGAUAUAACAUUAAUCCUAACUCUACAAGGUUGUUCAGUCCAAAUGAACGACCAACAUAUAUUGAUGAGAAACAGAAUAAAAAUAAUCUUGCUUUUAAUAAACAAUCUUACAAUUUGGAUUCAAAUGUUGAUCUGAAGUACAAUGGAAUAGAUUGUGAUACAAAAAGUACCAGUGAUAGAAAUAGCAGAGUACCAUGUGGUAAUAAUAAUGAAUGGUUUGGGACAAUUGGUUUGAGUAAAAGAAACCAAGAUAAUGCCAUUCACAACUAUCAUGUAAAUACUUUUAAUUGUCAUUCUCAAUUCGUUAAUGAAAAUAACCAACAUCCUGUAGAAAAUGCGUUAUCUACAUCAACACAUACAUCGACUAGAUUGUUUGAUUCAGUGACAUGCUCAAAUAGAAUUAGAAGUGAAUUCUCCUCGCCUAUUCGUCAAGAAAAUUUCAUCGGUGCUAGAGCACCAUACUUUUCGCCUCCGCCAUUAUCGUCUUCAUUUUCCAAUCCGAAAACUAUUCAAGCCAAUAUUUCAAAUGAAGUUCAGUUAGGUACUAAUCCUACUGCUCUUAUGAAAAAUCGCUUUCUCGACACUUCAGAAAAUGCUAUAAAUACUGUGUCAUUCAAUGAAAAAUGCACGGAUUCGUCACAAGCUAUUUCAUCAUCAGAUUUUUCAAGUUGGUCUACCGCUGACUUGAAAACAGCAUUGCGUACUUUGCGUGAAUCAAAACGCCAAUUACAAAAGACCUUGAAAGAUUUUGAACACGAAUUCGCCCAAACUACUGGUCAAAAGGUAGAACGAGAGGAUCGAUUAUGUAUGCGUUCAGAAUACUGUGAAUACAAAGCGUUAAAAACACGUCUUUUUCAACUAGAAACUGAACUGAAAGGUCGAUGUGCUUAAAAUUAAUGCCUAUUUUAUUCUAUUAUAUUUUUAAUCAUAUUUAAAGGUCGUCUAUAUUGUGAAAGUGAUAAGAUGAUUGAACUUUUUAAUACAUUGAAAUUGAGGGAGAGGAAGAGAGAGGGAAAUGGUUUGAAAAUAAAACUUGUGUUUUAUUCCUUUUUUUUCAACACAAAUGAAUGAAUUAAUUUUUAUUGGGAUAAUUUAUAUUUAUAAACAUAUUCAUCAUUUAUUUCUGCCAAUCAUUAAAUCUUUCAUUAUUGUACAUAAAUUCUUUGAAUGUCGUUUAUGUAUUUUGAAUGGAGACUACAAAGAUUUCUUUUACAGUACGGAUAUUUGUUUCCAACGUUUUUACCGUGUUUUUUUCUAUAAAAAAAACUAAUUGUAUACACGUAAGUUAAGUACUCAAUUCAGUUAAUAUAAUUUGAAGUGUAGUUUUAUUGGUAUAUCAAAAUGAAACUGUAAUAAAUGGUAGGGUGAUUGAAAGAUUUUAUGGCCAAAACAUAGUCAAAAUUAUCUUUUUUAAUAUAUCUAGACAAUUUCUUUUUUAAAACAUGUAACAUUUCGUAUUAUUAAUCUUAGACAUUGAAUUCUUUAAAAAAAUCUGUUUACAUAUUACUUAAUAACUUGAUUAGUAGUCCAUUUUGGCAUGUAUAAUUUUUAUACGACCGUUUUAAUUUUAAUUUAUUUCAAUAAUAGAAAUUAAGGAAUUUCUGUUCAACUUUAUACUUAUUUGCUUCAUUAGUAUUUCUGAUUUAUUUUAUUUUGUAUAUUACAUUCUUUAUUCCGAAUAUUUAUUGGUACCCUUUUCAUUAUUAUAACCAUAAGAAGUCUUCAUUCUUGUAAGGUAGAUCAUAUCAUUUUGUAUAGUAUAGUUAUAGUAUAGUAUAUAAUUUUGAUAUUUCGAUGAUACUUUAUUUUUAUGACAUUGUCAUGGAAGACAUAGUGAUUAUGUCUACAUGAAAAGUGUAAUUUAUUUUUAUGUAGAAAAACAGGAUGAUUUUGAACUCAGUCAGUCAACAGUACACUAAUUCAUAUAUGUGUUGGUGUAUGAGUUUUAUUUAACCAAUGUAUAGAAAUGCUAUAUGUAUAUUUAGCAUUGUAUAUUACACUUUACUUCUAGAAAAUAUAUUCAAUACUAAAUAAAUAUUUAUUUACUAAUUAUGAUUUACUUUGCAAUGUAAAUGUCUUUAUUGAAUUCUUCAAAGUUUUCUUAGUAGUACAAACAUAUUUUCUUAAAUGACUUGAUACAAACUUCAUAUUAUAUACUAAUAGAUGAAGUUCCAUUGUGAAUUUAUAUAUUGAAAAUAAGUUUCUUUAGUAAGUAUUUCU